Molecule: messenger RNA, 420 nt
Organism: Cyclocybe aegerita
Lineage: Eukaryota; Fungi; Basidiomycota; Agaricomycetes; Agaricales; Hemipholiotaceae
Source: the annotation of a GenBank genome assembly
AUGGAAUGGAAACGGGAUCGGGCUGAUAAUCCCAACCAAUGGGAUGGGCAGCCGAAUCCCGCCAAACCGCAAUCAACGAUGUUGAACAUUGUUGAUCUGGGUCUUUCUUCACCUCCUCCCUCAACCCUUCGUGACGAAACAGCCCCGAAACACAAAGAAAGAACUCCGUCCAUGUCGAUAACGAACCAACGAAGCCGCCCCUCCCCUCACGACAGGAAUGUGGGCUUGGGCACCUCCCUGCCCAUGUCUGCCUGCUUGCCCACAACCGCCCGCUCACCCGCUCGCCCACUGUCACCCUCUCGACCAGGCAGAGGAUGGCAACGGUGGGACAACAAUAAUGGUGGGCACCACAACGACAACGAUGGGCAGGACGACGACAACGGCGAGGGCAGGGCAACGAUGGCGGCAACGGCAGGAUGA